AUGUCUAAGGGUCGUGUCUGUCUCGCCUACUCCGGAGGUCUUGAUACCUCUACCAUCCUAGUAUGGUUGAUUUCCGAGGGCUAUACUGUCGUCUGCUUUUUAGCGGAUGUUGGUCAGGAGGAAGAUUGGGCCGCCGUCGAGAAGAAGGCUCUAAGCUUGGGUGCUGAACGCAUGAUAAUCGACAACCUCCAAGAGGAAUUCGUGGAGAAGGUCAUCCAUAGAGCAAUCCAAUGCAAUGCCAUCUAUGAGGAUCGAUACCUCUUGGGUACCUCUCUAGCUCGCCCAAUCAUUGCAAAAGCUCAGGUUAAGGCAGCCAUUGAGAACAACUGCGACUUUGUUUCCCACGGAUGCACUGGCAAAGGGGGCCGCGCAGAUCUGCUUCGCUACGCAGCUGAGAAGAAGAUCCCAGUUAGCUCGACCCCGAAAGAACCUUGGUCCAAGGAUGACAACCUAGUGCAUUGUUCGUACGAAGCUGGUAUCCUCGAAGAUCCCGAUCACACCCCUCCUAAGGAGUUAUGGACCCGAACCGUGGAUCCGCUUGAUGCUCCCAACGAGCCAACUGAUUUCUCUAUUCACUUCGAAGCAGGUAUUCCUGUCAAGGUCAUCCUCGCAGGCCAGGAGACUACCGGCAGUGUAGCCGUGUUCAAGCUCUUGAACAAGAUAGGCCACGAUAAUGGUGUAGGCCGAAUCGACAUUGUAGAAAACCGCUUUAUCGGACUCAAGAGCCGUGGUUGCUACGAUACACCUGGACUCACUAUUGCACGACUUGCGCAUCUUGAUCUUGAAGGUUUGGUCCUCGACGGCCGAGUUCGCGAAUUACGUGACCAGUUCGUUACGCACUCGUGGAGUCGCCUUCUCUACAACGGUCUCUACUUCAGCCCCGAGAGGGAAUUCCUUGACAAUUCCAUUCUCUUCUCAUCCCAGAACACAACCGGUGUUGUACGAUUGAGGGCAUACAAAGGACAUGUAUACGUGCUUGGCCGCUCCAGUAACGCCAGCAACCUUUACUCUGAAGAGGCCGCAUCUAUGGACUCUCUAGAGGGCUUUUCGCCCCAGGACACAACUGGCUUUAUUGCUAUCCAAGCUAUCCGCCUCAAGAAGUACGGCGAGCAGCGCGAUAAGGACGGCAACUCCCUAACUCAGUCUUAG
Daldinia childiae is the source of this 1149-nucleotide messenger RNA. RefSeq names its product Argininosuccinate synthase. The transcript is spliced from 17 exons. Gene Ontology annotation, biological process: L-arginine biosynthetic process; urea cycle. NCBI's taxonomy places the organism in Eukaryota, Fungi, Ascomycota, Sordariomycetes, Xylariales, Hypoxylaceae. Gene Ontology annotation, molecular function: ATP binding; argininosuccinate synthase activity. Bases 1 to 1149 code for a protein of 382 amino acids. The record is from RefSeq and is a predicted model, not a curated record. Gene Ontology annotation, cellular component: cytoplasm.